UAACUGAGUUUGUUUCUCUCUUUCAUUGGUUUCCAUUUUCCACACAACAAGCACCUUCUCCUCUGCAUCUAACUUUUCAGGUCAACCUCUUCAUCAGUUCUCCUCCACUCUAUACUCUAUAGGAAACAUGGUGGUUGAAGUGGUUAAUGUAAGUGAGUUCCAACAGUUAGCUAAACAAAUUCUUCCAAAGAUGUAUUAUGACUACUUCACUGGAGGUGCAGAGGAUGAACAUACACUGAAGGAAAAUGUGGACGCAUUUCGCAGAAUCACGUUUCGACCAAGAGUUCUUAUUGAUGUGAGUAGAAUAAAUCUAUCGACAAAUAUACUGGGUUAUGAUAUGUCUUCGCCAAUUAUGGUAGCUCCAACUGCAUUUCAUAGCUUAGCUCACUCUGAAGGAGAAGUUGCAACAGCUAAAGCUGCAGCUGCAUCUAAUACGAUUAUGGUAUUAUCCUAUUCGUCCACUCGCACGAUAGAGGAGGUUGCUUCAAGCUGCAAUGGUAUUCGGUUCUUCCAAUUAUACGUAUUCAAAAGAAGGGAUGUUUCAGCUACAUUAGUGCAGAGAGCUGAAAGAAACGGAUUCAAGGCUGUAGUUUUAACGGUAGACACUCCAAAACUUGGUCGAAGAUGGAGAGACAUAAGGAAUAAGAUGGUUUCACCCCAACUGAAGAACUUUGAUGGUCUUUUGGCAACUGAAGUGGUUGCUGAAAACGGGUCAAACCUUGAAGCUUUCGCCUCUCAAACACUUGAUUCUUCUUUAAACUGGAAUGACAUAGAAUGGUUGAGGUCUAUAACAAACUUACCGAUUAUUCUCAAAGGGGUGCUCACUGCUGAAGACGCUGUAAAAGCUGUAGAAGUAGGAGUAGCUGGGGUUAUUGUAUCAAACCAUGGAGCUCGUCAACUUGAUUUUGUUCCAGCCACUAUUUCUGUUCUCGAAGAGGUUGUACAAGCUGUUAGAGGAAGAAUUCCUGUUCUCUUGGACGGGGGAAUUCGACGUGGAACUGAUGUAUUCAAAGCUUUAGCCCUUGGGGCUCAAGCUGUUCUUAUUGUAUUCAUGUCUAUUGCAGAUUGGCAGGCCAGUGAUCUACGGGUUAGCAGCAAAAGGACAAUACGGGGUAACACGUGUCAUUGAGAUGCUGCGGGAUGAACUUGAGCUAACCAUGUCCCUGUGUGGAUGCUGUUCUGUGAAGGAUAUAACGAGAAAUCAUGUGCGGACAGAACGUGAGAAAUUGCAAUCGUUGCUCUAAAUACCUAAGAAACGGCUCCUUUGUAACGCGAUUCAAACAAAACCUCCAAAGAUAAGUAUUCGCACCUAAAACAGAUUGAUCUCUUAAAACCAGAUUAAAACACUUUGAUGGAGUGUGCGCAAUAUUGGAUUCCAUUAUCUCUUAAUUUUUCCA
This is a messenger RNA of Papaver somniferum (opium poppy), 1397 nucleotides long. Its product is annotated as peroxisomal (S)-2-hydroxy-acid oxidase GLO4-like. The coding region runs from base 128 to 1129 and encodes 333 amino acids. Lineage: Eukaryota; Viridiplantae; Streptophyta; Magnoliopsida; Ranunculales; Papaveraceae. The record is from RefSeq and is a predicted model, not a curated record. Gene Ontology annotation, molecular function: oxidoreductase activity; FMN binding. The transcript is spliced from 12 exons.